Molecule: messenger RNA, 940 nt
Organism: Ctenocephalides felis (cat flea)
Lineage: Eukaryota; Metazoa; Arthropoda; Insecta; Siphonaptera; Pulicidae
Product: electron transfer flavoprotein subunit alpha, mitochondrial-like
Exons: 5
Coding region: 1-822 (273 amino acids)
Cellular component (GO): mitochondrion
Molecular function (GO): electron transfer activity; flavin adenine dinucleotide binding
Source: RefSeq, a predicted model, not a curated record
AUGGUUGUGAAGCUUGCUAAUGAAGUUGCCAAAGCAGCGGGUUUGAAACAAGUCUUAUUAGCGGAAAAUGCUGCAUUUGAAAACUGUUCUGCUGAAGCCUUGACAAAACUUGUUGUUGCAGUUCAAGAGCAAUAUAAAUUUACGCAUAUUAUUGGUGGUGCAAGUUCCCUUGGCAAGGCUGUAUUGCCAAGAAUAGCGGCCAAGUUAGAUGUUUCCCCUAUUUCUGAAAUAAUUGAUGUUAAAGAUCCUGAAACAUUCGUUCGUACAAUUUAUGCCGGUAACGCUAUUCAGACACUGAAGGUGAAAGAUGCCACUAAAGUCAUAUCUAUUCGUGGCACCAGCUUUGAACCAGCUGCAUUAAAUUCUUCUCCAGCUGAAGUGAAAGAUGUUCCAGAGGGUGACUAUAAUUCCGAUUUGACCACAUUUAUAUCCCAAGAACUAAGUAAAUCAGACAGGCCUGAAUUAUCAAGUGCUAAGACUAUUGUAUCAGGAGGACGUGGUUUAAAGUCUGGUGAUAAUUUCAAAUUAUUAUUUGACUUAGCGGAUAAGAUAGGAGCUGCAGUAGGCGCUUCUAGAGCCGCGGUAGAUGCUGGAUUUUGCCCAAAUGAUAUGCAAAUCGGUCAGACAGGGAAGAUUGUUGCACCUGAACUCUAUAUUGCUGUUGGAAUAUCUGGAGCAAUUCAACACUUAGCUGGAAUGAAAGAUUCUAAAACUAUUGUUGCAAUCAAUAAAGAUCCAGAGGCACCCAUAUUUCAAGUUUCAGACUUUGGUUUAGUAGCUGAUUUAUUUAAAGCAGUUCCAGAGUUAACUGGAAAGCUUUAGUAGCUAAUUACUAUAAUUGGCAGCUAUACAAGUAUUGUGCAGGUGUAUUAAUUUUAAUACAAAACCCAUUUUAAUGUGCCUAGGAAUAUGAACACUUUCUAUUAGCUCUGAAUUUUUG